Messenger RNA from Penicillium alfredii, 1824 nucleotides. Its product is annotated as putative C6 transcription factor (AmyR). The transcript has 3 exons. Lineage: Eukaryota; Fungi; Ascomycota; Eurotiomycetes; Eurotiales; Aspergillaceae. The record is from RefSeq and is a predicted model, not a curated record. Bases 1 to 1824 code for a protein of 607 amino acids. Gene Ontology annotation, biological process: regulation of DNA-templated transcription; DNA-templated transcription. Gene Ontology annotation, molecular function: DNA-binding transcription factor activity, RNA polymerase II-specific; zinc ion binding; DNA binding.
AUGGACCUUGCCUCACCCCCUAAACCAUCGAAACAGGCGUGCGACAACUGUCGCCGACGAAAGAUCAAAUGCUCGCGCGAGCUGCCCUGCGACAAAUGCCAACAUCUGCUACUCUCCUGCUCCUAUAGCGACGUAUUGCGCCGAAAAGGUCCCAAGUUCCGCACUCUCUAUCCCCUGGCUCCCAUCCAUCCGCUGUCUCGGCGUGAUGCAGUCCCCGAGCAGGUCCAUCCCGACAAAGACAUCACCGAUCCACCCGCAUGCCGGAUCAGCUCACCCACCUCACCGGCUUUCACCGUGCCCGACCCGCAAUACUCGACGCCCGACUUGUCGGAAACAUUCUCGCAAUUGCCGCCGGAUCUGGUCUCGUCGCCAGACUCAACCGAUUCAACCGUGGAAUCGACCAAUGGAUAUGCCCUGCCACAUGCGCGGCGUCUCUCGCCUCAGAUUCUACUAGCGCACGUCAAUGUCUACCUCAAGUACCUAUUCCCGAUUAUGCCUGUCGUGCGCAGUGAGCAGCUGCGAUUGGACAGCCAUCAGCCCGGGCGGCUAUCGGCGCGACGAUAUGCCUUUCUGGCAUCUCUGUGUGCGGCCACGCAUAUUCAAUUGAAGCUAGAUGGAGCGACGCCAGUUCCGGACCCGAUCCGACUGCAGAAAUUGGGCAGCGCUCAUUCGGCGAUGUCAGGAGAAGAGCUACUAUCAGAAGCUGUGCGGGCGCAGCGCGAAUGCGAUGUGGUGGAGGAUCUGAGCCUCGAAACUCUUUUGACUUCCUUCUUUCUUUUCGCUGCCUAUGGGAAUCUUGACAAGCAGGACCAUGCGUGGUUUUACUUGUGUCAGGCUACCUCGAUGGUGUUUACCCUGGGCCUCCAUCGCGAAUCCACAUAUGCGAGAUACGGUGCGGAAGAAGCGGAGGAGAGGCGGCGCGUGUUCUGGCUGUUGUUUAUUACAGAAAGAGGAUAUGCGCUCCAACAAUCCAAGCCAGUCAUGCUCCGCAGCUCCAUCCACAAGCCGCAUGUGCUUUGCUCCGAAGAUCCUAUUCUAGCCUACGGCUUCAUCAACCUGAUCAACAUAUUCGAGCAACUGACUGUCAACCUCUAUGACUGGGUCUCAGCCGGCGGCGGCGAUGGGAUCCUGGAGCGACCACCCACAUCCGCCAUCCAAUCGAGUCUGUGCAAAACAAUUUCACUAGACGGGGUCCUUGAGAUUCAGCAAGUUGAUAUCUUGAUCACGCAACAGUGGCUGCAGGCGAUGAUGUGGAAGUUAUCGAUGAACCAUGCCACACAACCCGGCUCGCGCGACGACGCAGUCCUUCCCUUCCAUCUACCAGUGCUGGUUGGCAAAGCCGUAAUGAGCGUCAUCGGAGCCGCAUCCCAAGGGGCGGUCGAUGCGCACGGCAUUGGUAUGGAACAAAAGCUGUUUGACAUGGGCACCUCCGUCGCCGAUGUGACACGGUCCCUGGGGUCGAAAUCAGUCCACCGACUGGCCGAGUCGGCUAUCGACCCUCACGAGCUACUCUGGGGAAUCCUGCAAACCCUCUCUCAAAUCCGCGGCUCGCCCUCCUACCUGUUUCCGUCAUUACUGGAGCGCUGUAAAACUGUUCUAGGAUUGGACUGCACUAUCACAAUAGGCAAUUUCCUUCCGACUCUGGGGGCUGCCGAGCUUGACUACCUGGCCUCGUGGUCUGGCGAGCAUCAGUGGCCUUUGUCGGCUGCCGGCCCUGAUGACAUGGAUAUUCCCAUUGAUCAAGAAAGGGCUCGAGGACCUCAUUUGCCCGCUGCGCCAGAAAGUUCGCCAGGCAUGGGGUUUCAAGCCUGUCUGCUGAAAUGA